CCGCCGCGAAUCUUCGACCGGACGCCGAAAACUCAUUACUCUCUUCCCAUCUCUACAACCCCGAAGUUUACACCCAAGUGUUACCCCAACAAGGUACGGGAGAGGGAAAUAAGCCGACGAAGCGGCGGAGGAGGAGGAGCAAAGCGAAGGAGGGAGGCGGGGGGGGCGGGGUCGUUGAAGAAGAGGAAGCUGAGUUCAGAGCAAGUGAAGCUUUUGGAGAUGAAUUUUGGGAAUGAACAUAAAUUGGAAUCGGAGAGGAAAGAUCGGUUGGCUUCUGAAUUGGGACUUGAUCCACGGCAGGUGGCGGUUUGGUUUCAGAACCGCCGUGCACGGUGGAAGAAUAAGAAGCUGGAAGAGGAAUAUUCCACUCUUAAAAAAGCUCAUGAUUCUGUUCUUCUACAAAAAUCCCAUCUUGAAUCUGAGUUGGUGAAAGUGAAAGAGCAAUUGAAAGAAGCAAAGAACGAGAUACGAAAAAUGGUAGAAGGAAGUGAGGUGAGAAAUAAUUCAAGCAAUAGCCCAAGCUCUUCAGUGACAAUGGAAGCAGUUGAGGAAGCAGCAGUAGUUCCUUUGGGAGAGCUUUUCUUUGAAGAAUAUGAAGAUGUAUUCUAUUGCAUGCAAGACAACAAUUACAAUCAAGGAUUGGACUGGGCGCUUAAUCUUAAUUUUAUGUAGAUUAGUUAUUUUUAUUAUAUCUAACUAUUAAUCACUCUCUUUUAAUUUAGUUUGUAGAUAUAGAACUCUCAUAGAUUAUAUCAGAUCUCUAGCUAAUUAUAUGUACAUUUCUCUCCCUCUCUCUCUCUCUCUCUCUCUCUCUCUCUCUAACUAGUGUUAUUUUCCAGAACUUGGAAUUAAUUAAUUGUGUUAUUAUGUCUCUUUUUGGUCUCA
Molecule: messenger RNA, 885 nt
Organism: Cucumis melo (muskmelon)
Lineage: Eukaryota; Viridiplantae; Streptophyta; Magnoliopsida; Cucurbitales; Cucurbitaceae
Product: homeobox-leucine zipper protein ATHB-40
Exons: 3
Biological process (GO): positive regulation of DNA-templated transcription
Cellular component (GO): nucleus
Molecular function (GO): DNA-binding transcription factor activity, RNA polymerase II-specific; sequence-specific DNA binding
Source: RefSeq, a predicted model, not a curated record